AUGAUUCAGGAGUCACGGUCUUCGUUGCUGCAACCUCAGGAUGUUGAAAACCGAGUGGAGACGCUUAUGUUACACCCGGCCAUCAAGGCUUUCUUGUGCGGCUCCAUCAGCGGGACCUGCUCCACCCUCCUCUUCCAGCCCCUGGAUCUUGUUAAAACGCGCCUCCAGACGCUACAGCCUUCGGCCCAAGGAUCCAGCCGUGUGGGGAUGUUCACUGUACUCUUCAGGGUGGUUCGCACAGAGAGUCUUCUGGGCCUUUGGAAAGGGAUGUCUCCUUCCAUUGUGAGAUGUGUCCCUGGAGUUGGGAUCUACUUUGGCACACUCUACUCCCUGAAGCAGUACUUCCUGCGCGGUCACCCCCCAAGCGCCCUGGAGUCAGUCAUGCUGGGGGUGGGCUCACGCUCCGUGGCGGGGGUCUGUAUGUUGCCCAUCACUGUGAUCAAGACACGCUAUGAGAGUGGGAAGUUUGGCUAUGAGAGCAUCACCUCGGCCCUGAAGAGCAUCUACCGCCACGAGGGCCGCCGUGGACUCUUCAGUGGCCUCACCGCGACUCUGCUUCGGGAUGCCCCCUUUUCUGGAAUCUACCUCAUGUUUUACAACCAGACCAAAAACAUAGUGCGCCAAGACCAGCUGGAUGCGGUCCACAUCCCCUUUGUGAAUUUCAGCUGUGGAGUAUUUGCUGGUAUCCUGGCCUCGCUGGUCACUCAGCCUGCGGAUGUUAUCAAGACUCAUAUGCAGAUUGCCCCGGCGAAGUUCCGGUGGUUUGGCCAAGCGGUGACACUGAUUUUCAAAGACUACGGGCUGCGAGGCUUCUUUAAAGGUGGGGUGCCCCGGGCCCUCCGCAGGACUCUGAUGGCCGCGAUGAUCUGGACAGUCUAUGAAGAGAUGAUGGCUAAGAUGGGGCUCAAGUCCUGA
Elephantulus edwardii (Cape elephant shrew) is the source of this 915-nucleotide messenger RNA. It is a transcript of the gene SLC25A38, whose product is annotated as solute carrier family 25, member 38. The record is from RefSeq and is a predicted model, not a curated record. Gene Ontology annotation, biological process: glycine import into mitochondrion. Gene Ontology annotation, cellular component: mitochondrion; mitochondrial inner membrane. The transcript has 7 exons. NCBI's taxonomy places the organism in Eukaryota, Metazoa, Chordata, Mammalia, Macroscelidea, Macroscelididae. Gene Ontology annotation, molecular function: glycine transmembrane transporter activity. Bases 1 to 915 code for a protein of 304 amino acids.